Messenger RNA from Phyllopteryx taeniolatus (common seadragon), 6197 nucleotides. It is a transcript of the gene crb2a, whose product is annotated as crumbs cell polarity complex component 2a. The transcript is spliced from 13 exons. NCBI's taxonomy places the organism in Eukaryota, Metazoa, Chordata, Actinopteri, Syngnathiformes, Syngnathidae. Gene Ontology annotation, molecular function: calcium ion binding; heparin binding; Roundabout binding. The coding region runs from base 69 to 4454 and encodes 1461 amino acids. Gene Ontology annotation, biological process: negative chemotaxis; axon guidance. The record is from RefSeq and is a predicted model, not a curated record.
CACACAUGGUGACAGUAGCAAGCAAGGAGUAUCACAGUUUUGAUAAUAACCUUAUCACAUAAUGUAAAAUGGAGUUUGGUAAAGCAUGUUUGAAUUUAAAGACUCUCUUUUUGACAAUGAUGAUGUUCAAAUGGGGAAUCUUCUGCACAGCCACCCCUGACAAAUGCUUGUCUGCACCCUGUCAAAAUGGAGCUACCUGUGUGGAUACAAUGGAUGAUUAUGCCUGCAUUUGUGACAAUGAAGGGGUUAGAUACAUGGGCAAAAAUUGUGAUCAACUCUAUGAUGCUUGUUCCUUUGCGCCAUGUGAAGACUGCAUCAGCACUCUUGGUAUGCAAGAAUACCACUGUAUCUGCCCAGAUGGACUAUCAGGGGAUAACUGCACAGAAGAGGUGGACGAGUGUUGGAGUAGCCCCUGCUCUGAGCCACGUUAUUUGUGUGUAGAUCAGUUCAAUGGGUACUUUUGCAGGUGUCCUCAUGGUUACGGAGGGCCAACAUGCCAUCGACAUGUAACUGAUUGCAUUCACAAACCCUGCAGAAACAAUGGGACGUGUAUUUUGCACCCACAAGGCUUUGAAUGCCAAUGUCCACCAGGAUAUGAGGGAAAGACUUGCGAGGAAGAUACAAAUGAUUGUUUGUCAGAACCUUGUCAAAAUGGCGCUCUCUGUAUUGAUGGAGUGGGAGAGUUUCAUUGCUUCUGUGUGCCAGGUUUUCAGGGCUACAACUGUGAAAUUGACAUCAAUGAAUGUGCAUCAAGACCAUGUGAAAACAAUGCUACCUGCAUCAAUGAGAAGGACCAUUACAAGUGUGAGUGCCUCAUGGGCUUUGCAGGAAUCAACUGUGAAACUGAAAUUGAUGAGUGCGAACUGGAUCCCUGCCACAAUGGAGCCACCUGCCACGACGGCAUUGGCAUUUACUCAUGUGAAUGUCUAUCUGGCUUUAAAGGCAUCAAUUGUGAAGCUGACAUUGACGAGUGUGUAAGUGAGCCAUGCAUAAAUGGAGCUACCUGUCGGGACAUGGUCAACAGCUAUGAAUGUGACUGCAGUGACACUGGAUUUGAAGGAGACCACUGUGAAAUGGACGUCGCUGAGUGUGUGUCUCAUCCCUGUCAACAUGGUGCCACAUGUCUGGAGGGAGUGAAACAAUAUACUUGUAUCUGCUGGCCAGGUUAUGAAGGCAAAAAUUGUGAGAUUGACACUGAUGAAUGUGCUGAGCAUCCCUGUGACAAUGAUGGGGCAUGUUUCGAACGGUCAAAUGUGACUCAUUGGGAGCUAGACUGGGAGCUACAGUAUGCUGAUGCAGCUGGAUAUAUUUGCCAGUGUCAGUCAGGGUUUGCAGGAGAGAACUGUUCUGUUAACAUUGAUGAGUGUGAGUCAGAACCCUGCCAAAAUGGAGCCACUUGUGAGGAUCAAAACAAUGGCUACGUUUGUACCUGCCCUUCUGGAUUUUCAGGUUUUCUUUGUGAAAUUAAUAUUGACGAAUGUGAAAGCCAACCAUGUCAGAAUGAUGGCUGGUGUGAAGACGACACUGCUACCUAUAUCUGCCACUGUCUUGACGUAGAUGUUGGUCAUCUGCCAUGGGGAGGCAAUGAUUGCAGUGAAAAGCUUUUCGGCUGUGUCCACCACGAAUGUCAAAAUGGAGCCACCUGUUACCCGUGGUUUGAUGGAGUUCAACAUGGCCACACCUGUUUGUGCGCUAAAGGAUUCUACGAUGAGCAGUGCUCUAUGCGUACAACGUUCUCUUUCUCCUCCCCAGGAUUCAUUCCCAUUAAGGUUUCUCCACAGAAGACCCAAAUUGAGGUUCAAAACAGUGAUUCUAACAGUUUUGCAAUACAGUUCCGUUUCCGGACAACAUUAUCCAAUAUGUUGCUCUUUUACCGAGGAGAUGUGGACAACUAUGUCCUUAUAGAGAUUGUAGAUGGUUUCCUUCAUGGACAAGCCUUUUCUGAGGCAUCUGAAUGGAAUCUGACCUUUCCUGUCUUUGUUAAUGAUGGGUAUUGGAGAGAUACUCAUGUAUUUCAGGAUAACAAAGGCAUACAUUUGAUAAUGAAAGGACUUGGCUGUAACAAAGAUGGUUGUAGAGCUCGAAAUGAAUCACCUUUAAAGACUUUGGAAACCUUCUCUCAUAUAUAUUUAGGUGGAGCACCAGAAGAAAUGUUACAGAACUCCUUAAGUGGGGCAAGCUUCCUUGGGUGUAUGGAAGACUUAAUGAUAGACGCCCAACCUAUCCUCCCCCAAUUAUUUCAAGAGGUCCAAGAACAACAUCUGGGAUGUAUUAAGACUGAGUGGUGUAAGCCUGACCCCUGCUAUGGGCAUGGACACUGUGUGGACCUAUGGACCGACUACCGCUGCGACUGCUAUCGUCCCUUCUACAGUGCAAGAUGCAUUGAAGAAAUACAGUCCUGGACAUACAGCCAUGAGGGGAGUGUGAGUUUUAGCUUGUAUGAUAUUGGCAAGAGCCAUGGGAGGAACUUUCAAGUGUCCUUCUUUUUGAGGUCAUUGAAGAUGGAUGGGCUAAUCUUUCAGCUGCGAACACCCACUGGAGAAGUGUACUUUUCCAUUUACUUAAAUAUGGGGAGGAUUUUUAUCAGCUCUUGGACUAACAGUGCCCCCUUAACAGCUCCCAUAUUUUUGACAACGGGAGAGAAGCAAUUCCUUCUGGUCGAAGUCCAACAAAGUCACGUUAUCUUUGAGCAUGCAAGUCUUCGUUAUGGAAUAGGGACCAUACCUGAAGUAAGCAUUGAGAGUGGGGAUCAGGCUUACUUAGGAGGACUACCAGAAGAUUGGGACUCUAAUCAUUGGGGAGGUCAUUACAAAGGCUGCCUCCAGGACUUCCGUUUCGAUUCAGUGCAUCUGGAGGUGGAUACAUGGAACAACACAGAUGGAGAGGACAUCUAUUUAUCAAGAGAAGCUGAAAAUGUCAAGAGAGGUUGCAUCAGUGAUAAUACUUGCAAGGUGAGCCCUUGUCAAAAUGGAGGAGAAUGCACGUUCACAUUCAACGAUUUCACAUGUUCUUGUCCGGAGGACUACACCGGCGUUACUUGUGAAACCAGAGUAUGGUGUGUCAGUGAUCCUUGUUUAAAUGGUGGCUAUUGCGUCAACCUCGUUGAUGGAUUUGAAUGUGUGCACAAUGCAACAUUCGACAACAGUCCUGUACAGUUCAGUACUGGAGGUUCCCUGGCUGAACCAGUGUCUUCAAUAUACAUGGAACUAAGGACCCGUUCUGAAAAAGCAGUUCUUUUGAGGGCCUCAAAGGGUUCAGACCUGCUGAUAGUUGGUCUUCUUGACUCUUCAGUCUGGGUUGAGAUCCACAUAGCCACCAGACACGAGAUACUGACCUUUACAGGAGAGCGCAAAGUGAGUGAUGGGAUGUGGCAUCAAGUAAAUGUAUCAAGAGCAAAGCAAGAUCACAAAGCUUCUCACUGGAUAAUUACUGUGGAUGGAAUUAUUGAUGGUAGGAGCCUGCCUGAGAGGACAGGGAGUUUACACUUUCUCAAUGAUCAAGGCUCUGUGCUCACCCUAGCAGAGAGCUUCACCGGAUGCUUAGGUGCAGUCAGGGUCGGAGGAGUUUAUCUUCCAUUUGUCAAUGACGACAAUAUUCCACAGCUGUCUCAAUUCCAUUUACUUGAAAAGCAAAACAUUUUUUUGGGCUGUAGCAGUGCCCCUGUUUGUGAUUCAGAGCCUUGUCUAAAUGGAGCAACAUGUAAGGAUCUCUUUAAUAAAUUUAACUGUCAGUGUGACUCAGGUUGGGAAGGACAUCUGUGUGAGACAGAAACUGAUGAUUGUGUUUCGCACCCUUGUGUUCAUGGGAACUGUAAAGACUACCUUGCUGGUUUUGAGUGUCUGUGCCAUCCUGGAUAUGCAGGCGCACUCUGUGAUGUAGAUAUUGAUGAGUGUGAGCAUCAUGCUUGUAAACAUGGGGGCACCUGUCAAGAUAGAAUCAACAUGUACAGCUGUAUAUGCCCAAAAGGUUACAGCGGUCCACUAUGCGAGUGGGACUAUCCACCACUACAAUGUGGUAAAGAUGUCCGUUGUGCAAAUGAUGGAAUCUGCAAUGAUGGGAUCUGGGGCGCUAACUGUACAUGCCUUCCAGGUUUUAAAGGAAAAAGAUGUGAAUUGGAAAUUGAUGAGUGUGGCUCCAACCCCUGUCGACAUGGUGGCACCUGUUUGGAUCGGUUCAAUAGGUUUUUGUGUGAAUGUCCACAAGGAUACAGUGGACCAGUCUGUGAAACCAAUAAACAACCCAAUAAACAAGAAAUCUCCUGGCUGGUAAUGGCUGUCACCCUGUUGUCCCUCUGUAUGCUAGUUCUGAUAUCUGGCUUGACCUUGAUGAUACUAAAAACAAGAAAGAAGCGCCAGUCCGAGGGAGCUUACAGCCCCAGCUCUGAGGAGCUGGCUGGGGCUCAGUUGGAGAUGGACAGAAUGCUCAAAGUUCCACCAGAGGAAAGACUCAUCUGACAGAGAUUAUGAAGAUUGGAGUUUAGAUUGAUAUUUUAGAGAGAGAGAGAGAAAGAGAGAGAGAGAGAGGUUGCAUGUUGGUAAUUGUACAGUAAGUAAUCAUGGAGACGUGAAAGAUUGUGAUGAUAGAAGUUUGGACAGAAAUCUUAAGUCGCAUAAUGUCAAAAUAUAUAUAUUUUCUUAAAUCUGUGUGGCAUCCCUGGCAAUGUUGCUGUUCCACCAGCAGACUACAGCAAAGUAGAUGGCACUUGCCAGUACAGACUGGAAGAAGAUGUCCAACAUAUUGCUGCGCACUUGAAGGAUCUAAGCUUCCUCUGAAAACAAUGUCUGGUCAUUCCACUCUUGUACAGAGCAUCCGUGUUAGUAUUGGAAUUGCAGUCCAAUGUUCAAGUGUACCGCCAAGGACUUGUUCUGCUGCACCAUCUCUGUGUUCUUUUUUUCCCUUAACAAAAUGUAUAUAUAUUGAUGAUAAUUAAAAAACUAAUCAUAAUCAAGGGGUUCAAUUCCCGGCUCCGCCUGUGUGGAGUUUGCAUGUUCUCCCCGUGCCUGCGUGGGUUUCUCCGGGCACUCCGGUUUCCUCCCACAUCCCAAAAACAUGCAUGCUAGGUUAAUUGACAACUCUAAAUUGCCCGUAGGUGUGAAUGUGAGUGCGAAUUGUUGUUUGUUUGUAUGUGCCCUGUGAUUGGCUGGCAACCAGUUCAGGGGGUACCCCGCCUCCUGCCCGAUGACAGCUGGGAUAGGCUCCAGCACGCCCGCGACCCUAGUGAGGAGAAGCGGCUCAGAAAAUGGAUGGAUGGAUAAUAAUAAUCAUACUAACUAACUGACUAACGAACUAACCAAUAAAUUAACAACCAGAAAAGAAACAAAAACUAGAACAGAAAAAAGUUUACAUCCAACAAAUAUUCAUGUAAAAAAAAAAAGGAAAAGGAGAAAUAAUGAACUAAUUAAUUUGGGUUGUUUGCUAGUGAGGGCCGGUGGACGACUGGUUAGCAUAUCUGCCUCACAGUUUUGAGGACCGGGGUUCAAAUCCCGACCUCGCCUGUGUGGAGUUUGCAUGUUCUCCCCAUCCCUGCGUGAGUUUUCUCCGGGAACUCCGGUUUCCUCCCACAUCCCCAAAACAUGCAUCGUAGGUUAAUUGUAAACUCUAAAUUGCCCAUAGGUGUGAAUGUGAGUCAAAAUGGUUGUUUGUUGAUAUGUGCCCUGUGAUUGGCUGGCGACCAAUUCAGGGUGUACCCCGCCUCUCGCCCGAAGAUAGCUGGGAUAGGCUCCAGCACGCCCGUGACCCUAGUGAGGAGAAGCGGCUCAGAAAAUGGAUGGAUGAAUUAAAUGUGUGUGCUUGUUUUCAUGUGCUUGACUGACUCAAAAAUUUGCCGUUAGCUUGAAGCUGCUAGUGAAAGGUAUCCCCGCGAGGACGUUAGGACCUACGGUUAAAAUCACUCAUGGGUACGUUCACUGCAUACUACGUAGUUCCUUGAACGAAAGAUGAAUGAAUGAAUUAAUGUUUGCCACUGCCCCUCCCAUGCGUGAAUUGAGAGGUGAGGGAGUGCGCCACUGGGCACCGAUGCAGAGACCACCCCCGCCCCAAUCGCCGACCCUCACCAUUACAUGUCCCAUGUCACACACCCCACCUGCCUACUCUACUGUAUGUGCUAUAUGUAUUAAUGAAUAUGUAAUAUGUUUAAUGUUACUAGAUGUGUACUGUAGAUUUGAGUGGAUGUGAUGCAUUAAAAACAUUAUUUUGUU